AUGUCGGAAAAACAACGCUUUUUAUCGGAACAAGAAAAGACAAGAAGAAGAGAAAGRGAAAGAGAACGUCGAAGAGGUCUUACUGAAGAACAACGCAGGCUUGAAAGGGAGAGAAAACGCGAGUAUAGACGAAACAUGCCUGAAGAAAAUCGAGAAAAUGAACUCCAAAGACAACGGUUAUUGAGGGAGAAUUUCACUGAAGAAAACCGAGAGAGUGAACGCCAAAGACAACGGUUAUUGAGGGAGAGUUACACAGAGGAGAACCGAGAAAACGAGAGGCAAAGACAACAGUUAUUGAGGGAUAAUUUUACUGAAGAAAAUCGAGAGAGUGAACGUCAAAGACAACGGUUAUUGAGGGAGAAUUUUACUGAAGAAAAUCGAGAGAGUGAACGUCAAAGACAACGGUUAUUGAGGGAGAAUUUUACUGAAGAAAAUCGAGAGAGUGAACGUCAAAGACAACGGUUAUUGAGGGAGAAUUUUACUGAAGAAAAUCGAGAGAGUGAACGUCAAAGACAACGGUUAUUGAGGGAGAAUUUUACUGAAGAAAAUCGAGAGAGUGAACGUCAAAGACAACGGUUAUUGAGGGAGAAUUUUACUGAAGAAAAUCGAGAGAGUGAACGUCAAAGACAACGGUUAUUGAGGGAGAAUUUUACUGAAGAAAAUCGAGAGAGUGAACGUCAAAGACAACGGUUAUUGAGGGAGAAUUUUACUGAAGAAAAUCGAGAGAGUGAACGUCAAAGACAACGGUUAUUGAGGGAGAAUUUUACUGAAGAAAAUCGAGAGAGUGAACGUCAAAGACAACGGUUAUUGAGGGAGAAUUUUACUGAAGAAAAUCGAGAGAGUGAACGUCAAAGACAACGGUUAUUGAGGGAGAAUUUUACUGAAGAAAAUCGAGAGAGUGAACGUCAAAGACAACGGUUAUUGAGGGAGAAUUUUACUGAAGAAAAUCGAGAGAGUGAACGUCAAAGACAACGGUUAUUGAGGGAGAAUUUUACUGAAGAAAAUCGAGAGAGUGAACGUCAAAGACAACGGUUAUUGAGGGAGAAUUUUACUGAAGAAAAUCGAGAGAGUGAACGUCAAAGACAACGGUUAUUGAGGGAGAAUUUUACUGAAGAAAAUCGAGAGAGUGAACGUCAAAGACAACGGUUAUUGAGGGAGAAUUUUACUGAAGAAAAUCGAGAGAGUGAACGUCAAAGACAACGGUUAUUGAGGGAGAAUUUUACUGAAGAAAAUCGAGAGAGUGAACGUCAAAGACAACGGUUAUUGAGGGAGAAUUUUACUGAAGAAAAUCGAGAGAGUGAACGUCAAAGACAACGGUUAUUGAGGGAGAAUUUUACUGAAGAAAAUCGAGAGAGUGAACGUCAAAGACAACGGUUAUUGAGGGAGAAUUUUACUGAAGAAAAUCGAGAGAGUGAACGUCAAAGACAACGGUUAUUGAGGGAGAAUUUUACUGAAGAAAAUCGAGAGAGUGAACGUCAAAGACAACGAUUGAAAAAUAUCAAAACAGUCAUUUUUAUAAGACAAAGUAUUAUUAUUUUAUCUAUUAUAUUUAACGAUGAACAUACUGAGCCAGAUGAGAUGCCUGAAGUUCCUAGARUUCUUAACGACAGACAACCAUGUGUUGAAGCUAAUGACCGAAACGAUGAAAGUGGACUGAUUGAGAGAGCAAGAGCUGUUGGUAUUGCCUAUGAGUUUGCAAAACCUGGUAGUACUGAAAGUGAUGACGAUAAGAGAAGACGGAGACGCCGAAAUCAAAGACGGAUUUUGCAAGGCGAAAGGAGAAUCCUUGAAGUGAUAAAUAAUCUUCCCCCACCACCCCCACCGGGAUCAAGUCAACAUGAAGAUGACUGCUAUGCUGCUAUUCGAGCAUUUGAG
Messenger RNA from Exaiptasia diaphana, 1875 nucleotides. RefSeq names its product trichohyalin. The record is from RefSeq and is a predicted model, not a curated record. NCBI's taxonomy places the organism in Eukaryota, Metazoa, Cnidaria, Anthozoa, Actiniaria, Aiptasiidae. The annotation marks the transcript as partial. The transcript has 2 exons.